AUCAAGUUGAAUUUGAAAAGCUUUAUAUACAAGGUGUUACUGGGGGGAGGUAUUUAACAGGCGAGGGUGCAAGAGGAAUUCUUUUGCGUUCUAAAUUACCUUCUGAUGCAUUGGCCAAAAUAUGGACGCUUUCAAAUGUAACAGCAAAUGAAUACCUCACUUUCCCGGAGUUUGCUCUUGCUAUGUAUCUUACAAGUUUGAAGUUAAAGGGACAAGAGUUACCCAAUAAAUUACCUGAUAGCAUUUUUAAUGAACAACAAUUUUCUGGAUUGUCGAUGGUUCCUAGUGUGUCUCAAUAUUCCUCUGUUCCUGCUAACUCUGGGAUAUCUGUAAUGCCUGGUAUGGUGCCAUUUACGCAACGAAUGAUGCCGCAACAGAAUCCACAGCAACAAUAUAGCACCGCCGGAUUACAGGGAAAUGCUAAAAUUCCGUGGGCUGUGACACAAGAAGAAAAGAAUCAAUAUAGAGCAAUAUUCCGGCAAUGGGAUUCAACAGGGUUGGGGUAUUUAACGG
Messenger RNA from Racocetra persica, 513 nucleotides. The record is from the annotation of a GenBank genome assembly. Lineage: Eukaryota; Fungi; Glomeromycota; Glomeromycetes; Diversisporales; Gigasporaceae.